Hypomesus transpacificus is the source of this 1679-nucleotide messenger RNA. RefSeq names its product C-type lectin domain family 12 member B-like. The coding region runs from base 58 to 729 and encodes 223 amino acids. The record is from RefSeq and is a predicted model, not a curated record. NCBI's taxonomy places the organism in Eukaryota, Metazoa, Chordata, Actinopteri, Osmeriformes, Osmeridae. The transcript is spliced from 6 exons.
UAAAGAAUGAGAAAACUACAGGCUAACUGGUAAGCUAAUACCAGAGACACUCAGAGCAUGGACACGUCUGGAAACGCUACGUACUCCAAUGAAGACUUUGUGUAUGAAAACCCAUUUAGCAGUGGGGGACUAGACAAUAUGGGAAACGAUACUCAUGUAAAUGAUAGCUCUAUUGACCCCAAUGAUAAAGUGGCGAUAAUCCAAAAAGGACCAGGACCAGUUGUUCCUUUGAGUUCAUCGUGGAGAGCUGCAGCAGUGUGUCUGGGGAUGCUGUGUGCUCUCCUACUGGCUGGGAUCAUAGCACUGGGAGUCAUCUUCACCAGAGUUAAUGAAGACAAAACCAUAACGACUAUGGAGAGAGACCAACUGCAGACCAGUAACACCAACCUGACCAGAGAGAGAGACCAACUACAGACCAGUUACACCAACCUGACCAGAGAGAGAGACCAGUUACAGACCAGUAACACCAUCCUGACCAGAGAGAGAGAUGAGCUUAAGAGGAGGCCGUGUGAUGAAUACGGAUGGAGCAGAUUUAACAGCAGCUGUUACUACAUCUCCACGGAGAAGAAAAGCUGGGAGGAGAGCAGAAAGGACUGUAUCAGAAGAGGGGCAGACCUGGUGAUCAUUAACAGCAUAGAGGAGAUGGAAUUUGUUCACACUAGAACCAGAAACCUAGGCAGUGUCUGGUUGGGUCUGACUGAUAACGUUCCACCAACGUUCUACCGUUAGUGGACCUGGGUGGAUGGAACACCACUGGAUCCGGCCAAAACAUACUGGGCAUCAGGAGAACCCAAUAUCUACUCUGGUCCCAGCUGUGUUGAGCGAUGGAAACCUGAUCAGCCGGCUGACAGAAGCCUGGCUGACACCCCAUGCCUCAAUAACUUCUACUAUGUGUGUGAGAUGUAAUCUGUAAUACAUUUUUGAUACAAGGUCACUAUUCUUCCUCGUGCAGUUAAUCAGCAGUUCAGUUCAGUCUAGGUUUCCUUGAUGGCUCUGUUCCAAUCAAACAUCCUUCAUGCUCUUUGGUUACAUUUUCUUUAAUUUUAGGUCCUGCUUACAUGAUAUUUGUUUCACAGUGAAUACUGUGUACAACACAUUAAUAGCUUUUAUUCUGUAUUCUUACUGGACAACAGAACUAUUUUCUUCAUUCACAAUAUAUUUACAAAUAAUUUAGUAAUUUGUUACAUUGUUGCAAAACAGAGAAUUGAGACUGUGACAUAGUUAAGUUAAGCACAUUUGAUUCAUAUUAUCCAAUCAAACUAUCAAAUAUCGAUUAACAAUUAUCUCAUUGUAAUAAUUGAAACUAUUCACAUGCUAUAAAACCAACUGACUUUGUUUGUUUGUCUAACUUGUCUCUUCCUCGUACACCUGGCAGGUAUCUGUAGUUCUAUGUCGUGGAGCUCCACCCACAGGGUGUGUGUGGGGUAUUUCCCCAGAUCUAUUUUGAACUCAGGUCAGCAACACAAUACAUGUCCAAUAACUUCCUCAUGCAGUUCAUGAGUUUUCUGAUUAGCAGCUGACUAUCUCAGAGCUCUCAGUGCAGCAUGUUGUAGAUAUUUAGCAUCUUUAUAUUCCUGCUCAUGUAGGUUUAACUCUCCAUGGUAAUGUAUAGGUGAAGUGAUGGUUGUUAUUGUUGCAGUAUUUACUCUGGACACCCUUUUAUCCACUGAGGAAUAAAC